AUAUGGGUGGGUGGUUCUGUGCGGCCUUCGUCCUUGUGACUCACAUUGCACAAUUUGCGCUACUCUCUCUCUCUCUCUCUCUCUCUCCCAAAUGGUUACCUUCUUCCAGUUCGACGCUGCCGCCGGCGAUUCGCCGGUUUCUGCCGAAUCCUGCCGAAAAUGACUUUGUAAAUAUCGAUUAUUUCCGAGCCGCGGGUGGGGAGUUUUGUCAAUGAAAAAAACAAUGAAGGAGAUAUAGAGGAAAUCUUCGUCUUCUCCGCGGCAAUCUGGCGUCGCCUCGGUCUUGAGAUUCUUCGACGUCGUUGGUGUUGAGUUUUUUAUGCGUUUUCUUGUUACUUUCCUGUUGUUUUUUUUUUCUUGUCGUCCUGUUGAGUUUGAAUUUUCUAGGCACGCUGUUCGAGUCGUUUUCGUGUUGAACUGGUUCGAAGUUUGACCUAAAUCUGCUCUCGUAUGUUAUAUAUGUACUCUGGGAGAUUUGAUUGAGUCGAAACAGCUCGUUGCUUCAGCUGUUUACCUUUUCUAAAUUGAAAAUUUUUUACAAAUUAAGUUGAUCGGUUUCCACGGGAAUCGGAUUCGUUUCAUCGAGUCACUCAUAGGGAGUCUUUAGAUCAGUUGUUAUCCGUAGUUCGAUUUUUGGUCACAAGGAGCAAAAUUGUUGUUUCAUUUUUUUUUCCACAUUUUGACUUGGAGAAUUGAUUCAACUUCGUAGUUGAACCCGAGAAAUUCAUUUUUAUUCAAAAGAAAAAUAUUGGGAGAAUUUUUUCCCUUCUUUGGCGGGGAUUGACCGUGAGAGCUUACAGUAAAAAAGAGAGGGGUUGAUUGAUCUUGGAAGAUGUAUUGAGCAAGAAGUGUGGCAUGUUGGGUAUUUUAAAAUGGAGGCAACGGCAAGAAACGAGAAGGAGCAGUGGCAAUCCCGGGGGCGUGGGUGCAAUCCGGUUAGGAAACCGGGGCCAGUAUCCAUGGAUCAUGUUCUUCUGGCAUUGCGGGAGACCAAGGAAGAGAGGGAGCUCAGAAUUCGCAGUCUCUUCAAUUUCUUUGAUGCAAAAAAUGCUGGGUACUUGGAUUAUGCCCAGAUUGAGACUGGUCUCUCUGCUCUCUCUAUACCUGCAGAAUACAAGUAUGCUAAGGACCUGUUAAAUGUGUGCGAUGCUAAUCGAGAUGGCCGUGUUGAUUACCAGGAAUUCCGACGCUACAUGGACGAUAAGGAGCUUGAACUCUACCGCAUAUUCCAAGCCAUUGAUGUCGAACACAAUGGUUGCAUUUUACCAGAAGAGCUCUGGGAUGCACUUGUUCGGGCAGGGAUUGAAAUUAAUGAUGAGGAACUUGCCCGUUUUGUUGAUCGUGUGGAUAAGGAUAACAAUGGGGUUAUAACUUUUGAAGAAUGGAGAGAUUUUCUUCUACUCUAUCCUCAUGAGGCUACUAUUGAGAACAUCUAUCAUUACUGGGAAAGAGUAUGCCUUGUUGAUAUUGGGGAACAAACUGUAAUUCCGGAGGGCAUCAGUAAACAUGUUCAUGCGAGCAGAUAUUUGAUUGCAGGGGGUGUUGCUGGAGCAGCAUCUCGCACAGCAACUGCUCCUCUUGAUCGAUUAAAAGUUGUUUUGCAAGUACAGACAGCUCGAGCUCAUAUCAUGCCCGCAGUAAAGGAAAUAUGGAAGGAAGGUGGUCUCUUUGGAUUUUUCCGGGGCAAUGGAUUAAAUGUCCUGAAGGUGGCACCUGAAAGUGCUAUAAGGUUUUACAUGUUUGAAAUGCUGAAAAAGUUCAUAGCGAAUGCUAAAGGGGAAGAAAAGGCGGAUAUUGGUGCUUCGGGGCGCCUUUUAGCUGGAGGUAUGGCAGGUGCUGUGGCACAGACAGCCAUAUACCCGAUGGAUCUUGUGAAAACCCGUCUGCAAACUUAUACCUGCGAGAGUGGAAAAAUUCCCAAGUUGAGCACUCUCUCAAAGGAUAUAUGGGUUCAAGAGGGGCCCCGAGCCUUUUAUAAGGGCCUUGUUCCAUCUCUUCUUGGUAUCAUUCCGUAUGCUGGCAUAGAUCUUGCUGCCUAUGAGACCUUGAAAGAUCUGUCUAAAAAAUAUAUUCUCAUUGACAGUGGUAUGAUCUUCCUUAUUUGCAGUUUUAGAGUCUUAUUUUCUUUUGUUCAAUUUUGCUCCUGUUUGUUGCAUUUAUUUUGGGGUUUUGAACCUGUGUUUAUGUUGUAUGGUUAUUUAUUUUGUUAUUAUUAUUAUUAUUAUUUUUACAUUUUAUGUAGAUCCUGGUCCCCUUGUGCAACUGGGUUGUGGGACAGUAUCUGGAGCUCUUGGUGCGACAUGUGUUUAUCCAUUGCAGGUUGUCCGAACAAGGUACGUAGUAGCUGUUUAUCCAUCUUGCUUGUUUCCUGAGCUAGUUCAUUUCUUUCUUGCUUAUAUAGUUAUAUAAAUGAGGGUUAAGUCUAUUCCUGGAUUUCAGAAUGCAAGCCCAGCGUCCUAAUUCAGGUGCUUCUUAUAAGGGAAUGUCAGAUGUGUUCCAGAGAACCUUCCAACGCGAAGGGUUUAGGGGAUUUUAUAAAGGAUUAUUCCCUAACCUGCUCAAAGUUGUCCCUUCUGCAAGCAUUACGUAUAUGGUCUAUGAAAGCAUGAAAAAAAGCCUGGAUCUGGACUGAAGGGUUAUGCAGCUUCACCUGAUAGCUACUGGAUUGACAUGACUGACUCAUUGACAAAUGGGGGCGGAGUGGUAUUGUAUCAGUGAAGAUAAUGGCGAUAAGAAUAAGGAGACUAAUUGAAUUGAUUAUAAGAUUGCUUCAGUUAUAUUACAGAUAAAUUAUUGCAAGCUUUAGAUCACUUGCAAGGGCAAAGUAGGGCUCUUGAGCAGUGGUGGUUUUGACGCUUUUUCUUUUCCCUGUGAUUCAUAUGCAGUAUUAUAUUUUGUUGUAUGUGGAACAGCAACAUACAGGACACGAUUCACUUAGAAUCCGAUUUUGUAAUUCUUUUUAGUGGGUUAAAUCAGUUAUACUGGCUA
Molecule: messenger RNA, 2988 nt
Organism: Malania oleifera
Lineage: Eukaryota; Viridiplantae; Streptophyta; Magnoliopsida; Santalales; Ximeniaceae
Product: calcium-dependent mitochondrial ATP-magnesium/phosphate carrier protein 2-like
Exons: 2
Coding region: 873-2372 (499 amino acids)
Biological process (GO): transmembrane transport
Molecular function (GO): calcium ion binding; ATP transmembrane transporter activity
Source: RefSeq, a predicted model, not a curated record